Molecule: messenger RNA, 960 nt
Organism: Daldinia childiae
Lineage: Eukaryota; Fungi; Ascomycota; Sordariomycetes; Xylariales; Hypoxylaceae
Product: putative CAAX prenyl protease 2
Exons: 4
Coding region: 1-960 (319 amino acids)
Biological process (GO): CAAX-box protein processing
Cellular component (GO): endoplasmic reticulum membrane
Molecular function (GO): metalloendopeptidase activity
Source: RefSeq, a predicted model, not a curated record
AUGCCUUCGAUAUCAGGUUUCAUAACCCGUUACUUCACAAAGGAACAACCAAAACCACCACCAAUCAGCACUGGAACCGCGGUCUUCCUACUCGUAAUCUACACGCUCAUCUACGUGGUACCAUUUUACCUUUCACCCACUACCAGGCCGUCUCGUACUCUAUCGCGGGACGCGCCGUCUGUGAUCCGCGCGCGGAUAACCUCGGUCUCACUGACCUGUAUCGCGUGCUCUACUAUUACCUUUGUGAUCUUAACGUCGCAGAGCCGGGCUACGACAGCCGAGGCCCUGCAUACGCUAGGCUACUGGCCUGUCGGCCUCGUGGAGACGGCGAAGUGCCUUCUGCUCACCGCUAUCCUCUUUGCCGGGCCAUUGUACGAACGUCUCGUCGUCGAUGAAGGAUGGCGAGAUUGGUUAUCUUUACAGCCAUUGUCUGAUCUCUUCAGUGAGUUGACGACCUGGCGUAACAUCGUAGCGGGUCCUUUCACAGAAGAAGCUCUCUUCCGCUCAGCCUCCGUGCCGCUUAUGCUCGCGGCGCAGACCUCUGUGACUACCACCGUCUUUCUCUCGCCACUAGUCUUCGGGCUCGCGCAUCUGCAUCACUUCUAUGAGUUCCGUAUCACGCAUCCGCAAGUACCUGUAACGUUUGGGCUUUUACGUUCCUUGAUGCAGCUCGGCUACACAUCAUUAUUUGGUGCUUAUGCCACGUUUCUGUUCCUACGCUCCGGUAGCCUAAUAGCUGUUUUCGUAGUCCACGCUUUUUGUAAUUGCAUGGGUCUGCCUCGUAUCUGGGGCCGUGUCUAUCCUGCUGUCGUCACUGAUGAGAGAGGGCAGUCGUAUCGACCUUCUAUUAUGUGGACCGUAGUUUACUAUAUAGUUCUAGUCGCUGGCGCAGUGGGGUGGUACAGAAAUCUAGGCUUGCUGACGGAGAGUACUAAUGCUUUGGUCUCCGUUAAUAUAUGA